Hydractinia symbiolongicarpus is the source of this 1884-nucleotide messenger RNA. RefSeq names its product zinc finger MYM-type protein 1-like. Lineage: Eukaryota; Metazoa; Cnidaria; Hydrozoa; Anthoathecata; Hydractiniidae. The transcript has 2 exons. The coding region runs from base 1 to 1884 and encodes 627 amino acids. The record is from RefSeq and is a predicted model, not a curated record.
AUGCCGAAGAAAACAAGUGAUUUAUCAAAAUGGCUCAUUAGACCUGAAAAACGAACAAACGAAGAAGCAACAACAACACCUACAACGACGACACCUACAACGACAGCACCAACAAACCCGGAGAAUAAUUUUAAGGAAACAACGAGUGAUCCAUCUAAACCGAACCAACCUCGUUCUUUGAGUUUUCCAAAAACAACGUUUGGUAAAGAUCCGAAACAAAGAUCGUUUAACCCAACAUGGUUUGACAAGUUCCUCUGGUUACAUUACGACCAAAAUAAAGACGCUGCUUUCUGCUUUUCUUGUCUCAGUGCUCUUAGAAAAAGCAUGAUUUCUGCAACAAAAGCAGAGACAGUUUUUACUGAAACCGGCUACCGAAAUUGGAAAAAGGCGCUUGAAUCUGGAAGAGGAUUUUCUAAACACGAAUGUAGCGACUCCCAUAAAGAAGCCACUGAAAGACUGAUUACUGCGCCAGGUACAUCAAAGGACAUUGGUGAAAUCAUGGUAGAUAAUCUUGCAGCCACAAAGGAAAGGAAUAGACGAAUGCUGUUAAAACUGUUGCAAAGCGUUCGAUAUCUAGGGCGACAAUCACUUCCGUUUAGAGGCAAUUGGGAUGAGGAAACACAAAGCGAGUUGAAUUCGAACUUCCACCAGUUACUUUUACUCCGAUGUGAAGAUGAUAAGGAACUGAGUGCAUGGCUUGCAAAAAAGCAAAACUACACGUCACCGGCUAUUCAAAACGAAAUGCUGCGAAUCGAAGCACUUAGUAUUUUAAGUGACAUUGCAAAAAAUAUUCAGUCAGCUGAGAUUUUCACAAUCCUUGCAGAUGAAACAGGGGAUGUCUCAAAUACGGAACAACUUGUCAUUUGCAUUCGGUGGGUUGAUGAUGAAUUACAGGCUCACGAGGAGUUCAUUGGCCUCCAUCCACUACCUGAUACUAGUGCUGACCAAAUCGUUUUUUUAAUCAAAGAUAUUCUUUUACGAAUGAACUUGAAAUUAGAAAAUGCUCGCGGCCAAUGUUAUGAUGGAGCUGCAUCCAUGGCUGGUCACAGAUCUGGAGUUGCUACCCAAAUCAAAUCGUUGAAUGAAAAAUGUUUGUACACACACUGUUACGGACAUGCUUUGAAUUUAGCUGUUGGCGAUGUGAUAAAAGAAAUCUCUGAACUUAAAGAAGCGUUUGGAACUGCCUAUGAAAUAUGUAAACUUGUCAAAAAAUCGCCAAAGAGAGACACACAAUUAAAGAAUAUCAGAGAAGCAACAGGAAAUGAAUCCAAGUCGGUCCAUGAGUUUUCUCCUACACGAUGGACUGUGCGAGGUGAGGUUCUUGAAUCCUUUCUUGAAAACCAUAAGGAAUUAAUGGAGCUUUGGACAUGGUCAUUAUCGAAUGUUAAGCUUCCAGAUAUGAGAGCGAGAAUCAACGGAGUAAUGACUGUUAUGUCUAGUUUUAAUUUUGUCUUCCGCUGUUGUCUUUGUGAAACCCUAUUGAAACAUACAGAUAAUCUUUGCAGGUCUCUCCAAGGAGAUAUUUCGGCAGCAGAGGGACAGCAACGGGUGUCGGAAGUCUUAGCUGUGUUAGAGAAGAUCAGAAGCAACGAAUUGUUUGAGCUAUUUUGGGAGCGAGUUCUUGUCUGGAAAUCACAACUCGGAGUAUCUGAUCCUAAACUCCCACGAAAAAGAAAGAUGCCAGAUUAUUUUAACAAAGUAUCAGAUGGCCCUCCUGAAACAUAUCAUUUUCAUGACACUGCCAAAGAUCACUAUCGCCACGUUUACUUUGAAACUUUCGAUCUAGUUAUUAACUACAUCCAACAAAGAUUCGAUAAACCUGAUUACAAGACAUACGUCGAUCACUGGUCAGGAAUGGGAAAGUCAUCUAAAAAAGUCAUCUAG